CUGGGGGGAGCCACUGCGGCGGCUCCUCCUCGCUGCGAGCCCGGCGCUGGUGGCUGCGCUUUGAAGUCGGGGAGGAGGAAGAAGAGGAAGAGGAGGGAGCGGCCGGGGCUGCCGCUGCUCCCCGGCACCCGCAGCAUCGCCAGAAUGAAGAUCCUCAGGUGGAGGUGGAGCAGCAUCUCCGGCAGUGCGCAGGCCCAGCUGAAAGGUGCCCUGGCCCUUCUCUUCAUGGGCAACGUUGCCUUUGUGAUAGCUCAGGACAUGCCGCAGACCUCCAACAGCCUGGAGGAAGGCGCGGAUGUGACCGCCUACUGGUGGGGCGAGUGGACCAAGUGGACGGCGUGCACGAGGACCUGCGGCGGGGGUGUCAAGUCCCAGGAGAGGCACUGCCUGCGGCAGAGAAGAAAGUCAGUGAGUGGGCUGGCUAAUAAAACUUGCACUGGAACAUCCAAAAGAUACCAGCUCUGCAAAGUACAAGAGUGCCCUGCAAAUGGAAGGAGCUUUCGAGAGGAGCAGUGUUCAUCCUUUAACUCCCAUGUGUAUAAUGGAAGAACGUAUCAAUGGAAGCCUUUAUAUCCUGAUGACUAUGUUCACAUUUCUAGCAAGCCCUGUGACCUCCAUUGCACCACUGUGGAUGGUCAGAGACAGUUAAUGGUUCAGGCUCGGGAUGGAACAUCCUGCAAAUACACUGAUUUCCGAGGGGUUUGCGUGUCUGGAAAAUGUGAGCCAAUUGGCUGCGAUGGCAUUCUCUUUUCCACCCACACCUUGGAUAAAUGUGGAGUUUGCCAAGGAGAUGGGAGCAGCUGCACUCAUGUGACUGGGAGUUACCGGAAAGGAAACUCUCAUCUUGGCUAUUCUCUGGUAACGCACAUUCCUGCUGGAGCGAGGGAUAUCCAGAUAGUAGAACGGAAAAAAUCUGCAGAUGUUCUGGCCGUGGCUGAUGAAGCUGGCUACUACUUCUUCAACGGGAACUACAAAGUUGACAGUCCGAAGAACUUCAACAUUGCAGGCACGGUGUUCAAGUACCGCAGGCCCAUGGAUGUCUAUGAGACUGGCAUAGAGUAUAUCGUUGCCCAAGGACCAACAAAUCAAGGACUGAAUAUAAUGGUUUGGAAUCAAAAUGGCAAGAAUCCAUCCAUCACGUUUGAAUACACUCUCCUGAGGAAGCCACACUCAAAAAAUCUCCAGCCUAUCUACUACACCUUUUCUGAGUCAGAUAGUGAAGAAAGCAGAGAGUUUGAUGGAGACGUGCCAUUGGGCUUUCUCCAACACAAUGCAACCUAUUUUGGGAAAAUCUCCAGGGAAAGGAUAGACUUGGAGAACCAGGUGUUUGGAAGACAGGACACGGAGGAAGAUUUAAACUUGAGCAAAGGUCAGGAAACCAAUGAGGUCUAUGAAAGAGCAGAAACAAUUGACUGUGAGCCAAAACUGAAGGGCAAACAACCCAAAGAUUCAAACGUAACCAGGUCUACUUACCAGACAGACCAUGAUGACAGAGACUUCGACCCCAGGCUCACCUCCAGAGAAUUCCUUUCGGAGAACGCCAUCACGGACAAGCUGCUAGACAAGUCCUCCGACUCGAAGGAGCUGGUGCUCAACAUGACCAUGAACAGCAUCUUCGCCCAGGGAGACCCGCUCAACUCUGUGGGGUCGCACAUUGACAGCCUCUAUGUUGACUAUGAAGACACGGAUGGCCUUGUGACCUACACCAUCAAUAGCACCUACAUGGAGCUGAGUAAUGGCAAAGCCGUCAACACGUCUGCAGAGACUCCCUUCUCAAACGCCACUGUCACCAUGACCAGCCCUCAAGGGAACAGAACCCACAAAGCAAGAAACAGAUUGAAGUUGUUAAGAAAGGGCCAAGGUGUGAGUGCUGCUGACAUGUACAGGUGGAAGCUUUCCUCCCAUGAACCCUGCAGCUCUACAUGUACCACAGGUAGUUAUAAGACGCAGCCAAACGCAGCCUCUGCACAGCCGCCGAAACCACCCGGAGUGAUGUCCACGUAUGCUAUGUGUGUGCGCUAUGACGGGAUUGAAGUGGACGAUACGUACUGUGAUGCCAUGACCCGCCCCGAGCCCGUCCAUGAGUUCUGUGCUGGGAGAGAGUGCCAGCCAAGGUGGGAGACGAGCAGCUGGAGCGAGUGCUCCCGCACGUGCGGCGAGGGCUACCAGUUCCGCAUCGUGCGCUGCUGGAAGAUGAUCUCCCCGGGCUUCGACAGCUCCGUCUACAGCGACCUCUGCGAGUCGGCCGACAUCACCAGGCCGGACGAGCGCAAGGUCUGCAAGAACCCAGCCUGCGGGCCCCAGUGGGAGAUGUCGGAGUGGUCGGAGUGCUCAGCGCGGUGCGGCGAGCGGAGCGUGGUGACGCGGGACAUCCGCUGCUCGGAGGAGGAGAAGCUGUGUGACGCCAGCGCCCGGCCCCUGGCCGAGAAGAACUGCACCGGGCCGCCCUGCGACCGCCAGUGGACUGUCUCCGACUGGGGACCGUGCAGCGGCGGCUGCGGGCAGGGCAGGAUGAUCCGGCACGUGUACUGCAAAACCAGCGACGGGCGCGUGGUGCCGGAGUCGCAGUGCAACCUGGAGACAAAGCCGCUGGCCAUCCACCCCUGCGGGGACAAGAACUGCCCGUCGCACUGGCUGGCGCAGGACUGGGAGCGGUGCAACACCACAUGCGGCCGGGGCGUGAAGAAAAGGAUCGUGCUCUGCCUCGAGAUCGUCAAUGGCAAGAUCAAGACCCGCAACCCCGCCGACUGCGACGUGGCCAAGAAGCCUGUGGAGGAGACGACGUGUUUCGAGCGGCCGUGCUUCAAGUGGUACACGACCCCCUGGUCGGAGUGCACAAAAACCUGCGGCAUCGGCGUGAGGAUGCGGGACGUGAAGUGCUACCAGGGGAAGGACAUCGUCCGCGGCUGUGACCCGCUGGUGAAGCCAGUCGGCAAGCAGACCUGUGACCUGCAGCCCUGCCCCACGGAGCCCCCAGAUGACAGCUGCCAAGACCAGGCAGGAACCAACUGCGCUCUGGCCAUCAAGGUGAACCUGUGCAGCCACUGGUACUACAGCAAAGCCUGCUGCCGCUCCUGCCGUGCUCCCCACUCCUAGUGCGGGGCCGUGGGGGCCCGGCCAGGCUUCUUCCCCCGCUGCCGGGGUCCCAGGCACUGUGCAGGGCGAGCUGCCGGGCCCUAAGGGCGUUUCCCAUCCAUCCUGCCCUGCCGGUGCAGAGCUGCUCCCCUCUCCUCCCUGGUCAUCAGAGCUGUACAUAGAUCCUGUAUAUUUGAUUUCCCCUGACGGCAGCCAUUCACCCCUUUUUUACAAGGUCUUGUCCUUUGGUUUCUUUCUGCCUGUGCACGUUUGGGGUUGGCAAUAGGGCGGCGUGAGCCUGUUGGAGGGAGAGCACCAGCACCUUUCCCUUGCGAGAGUUAGUGCCUCCUCCCUCAUUUGUCCCCAAAACCUGCGCUCUCGUUAGCUGCAUUUAACAUGGUGGGGAGCUGAUCUUCAUUUGCUAAAUGAACUCGAGCCCAGGCCCUUUUUUGUAAUAUGUAGGUGUAUACUUUUUCAGAGGAUUUUAUCUUAUAAUCAAAUGGUAGUUCCAUAGUCCUUACCAAAAAAAAAAAGGAAACAUAAUGCUGACAUAUUGUAUAUAAUAUGGAAACAUAACUGCACUUUAUAUCACAAAAAAGACGUGCUCUUUUUUAAUAUAUUUGUUUACAUACAGUGAACUUUAUCCACAUAAUCAUUAAUUUGUACUCAUAUGUAUAUUUUAAUAAAAUUGUCAUAUUUA
Messenger RNA from Cygnus atratus (black swan), 3775 nucleotides. It is a transcript of the gene ADAMTSL2, whose product is annotated as ADAMTS like 2. The transcript has 19 exons. The coding region runs from base 145 to 3096 and encodes 983 amino acids. NCBI's taxonomy places the organism in Eukaryota, Metazoa, Chordata, Aves, Anseriformes, Anatidae. The record is from RefSeq and is a predicted model, not a curated record. Gene Ontology annotation, biological process: extracellular matrix organization. Gene Ontology annotation, cellular component: extracellular matrix.